Clarias gariepinus (North African catfish) is the source of this 1707-nucleotide messenger RNA. RefSeq lists its product as uncharacterized. The record is from RefSeq and is a predicted model, not a curated record. Bases 189 to 1334 code for a protein of 381 amino acids. The transcript has 2 exons. NCBI's taxonomy places the organism in Eukaryota, Metazoa, Chordata, Actinopteri, Siluriformes, Clariidae.
UUGCCGAUUUAGUCCAUCAGGUGGCAGCAAUGCUCCUAAAAGCUUGAUCCUUGCCCCGAAAGGGGCGCAUUACCCUGCCAGUCCAGUGAGUGGCAGUAAUGCGCCCCAAAACUAGCUGCCAACCGCUAAAAAAUAAAGGAAGAAGAAGCAAACGGGCACGAUAAUACUCGGUUUAGAGUUAAACAGGCAUGGAAAGAAUUGUCGAGUUUUACUUUGAGCUUGGCUUAAAAUAUAAAGAUAUCCAAUUUGUACUUGGAUCUCGCCACGGUUUUCAUAUAAGCCUAAGACAUCUUAAGCGAGUUCUACAAGAAAGGGGACUAGUCCGACGGAAAAACUACUCCGACUUGGGGGAUCUAAUUAACUUCAUCCGUGAGCAGCUGUUGCACUCUGGACAGCUUCAUGGAUACCGAUGGAUGUACGCAAAAUGCAGAUUACAUGGAUUGCGUGUAAGAAAAGAGGACGUGCGUUUGAUUUUGAAAGAACUUGAUCCAGCAGGAGUGGCAGUAAGACGGUCAAGACGUCUUAGAAGGCGCAACUACUUUUCCAAAGGGCCCAACUUUAUCUGGCAUUUAGAUUCAUACGACAAGCUUAAACCCUUUGGUAUAUGCAUUAAUGGAUGCAUUGACGGCUUCUCCAGAAAAAUAAUAUGGCUUAAUGCCUACAUCACCAGCAGUGACCCAAGACUGAUCGGAGGUUAUUACAUUGAAGCGGUGCAGCGUUUGACGGGCUGUCCAAGAGUACUAAGGGGUGAUCUUGGAACCGAAAAUACUAAUGUUAGAGACUUUCAGCGUGUCCUACGUAUUAAUCCCCCAGAUGAAACCCUGGACAGUUAUCUAGAAGGAGCCAGCACGGCAAAUCAAAGAAUAGAAAACUGGUGGGGAUUUUUGCGCAAGGAAUGCAUGGAGUUUUGGAUAUGUUUGUUUGUAAAUCUUAGAGACAACGGACUCUUUGAUGGAGGAUUUCUGGACAAAAGUCUGCUUCAGUUUUGCUGCUUGGGAAUCAUUCAAGAUGAGCUGGACGAUACUGUCAGGGUAUGGGAUGCGCACACCAUCAGGCCUUCUCGCAACCCGAAUGUCCCCAGUGGUCAGCCAAACGUCAUGUACUCACUGCCUGAACUCUAUGGAACAAGAGACUUCCUUGCACCAGCAGAAAACGACCAGUUUGAGCUGUGCAAGAAUGAGUGCAUCUUUCGACGUCCCAUACCAUGUGAUGAAGAUGUUUAUGAACUGUGUAAUAUUAUUAUGGCUGAAAGUAAUCUUAAUCUUCCAACAGACUCUUAUCAAGCUAUAAACCUUUAUCUUCUGCUUAGAGAAAAGAUCACUGCAUCCUUGUAAACUCCCAUAUGAAAAGAAGCCACAAUGACACACCGUAAUCAGAGUUUAAGCCAAUGCAAAUUGAACACCUUUAAUUAACAAUGUUAUUGAAAUAAAUCAAGUUUUGGUAAAUAAAAUUUCUAGAUUUUGUAAAGCAGGACGUGUGUGUGUUUUAUUUUAUUUUAUUAUGAACAGGCAAAAGGCAGCAUUGUCUUUAUUCAGUUAAAAUACUAAAACAUAAACCUAACCUGCUUACUGUCAUAAGUGUCAGUCAACUUUCCUAAAAAUGGUGUAAUAGAAAAGUGCACAAUAAUUGGUUCUCUGUUUCUUGUAACCUGUAAAAGCUGAAAACUGCUUUAAGUACAAAUAAAUGUUUAAACAGCUUUCACAAACA